UUCAUACUUGAGAGAGCUCCAGCGUUCGGACAGUCCUCUUCUCAAUCUCUCCCCUUUCGUUAUCAUCUCUAACUCGAACUCGAAGGGAGGUAAAAAGAAGAAAGAGAAGAAAACAGACACAGGGAAGGCAUGUCGUCGUCGACGGCGGUCAGCCGGCUGAAACAACGAGGUGGCGCCGGCGGGAAGGUGACGGCGUUAAAGCCGCAGAAAACCCUAACGCCGGUCUCAGAGAAAAGAAACGGUGCGAGCUGCAAAAAGUUCAGCGGGAAGGAAAACCCUAGACCCCCUUCCGUCUCCAGGAUUCCGUCCGUAUGCCAGAAGCCGGCUAUUCGGCCUAUUCCCAUGUCGCAGGUUGAUAAGCCGUCGGGGCCUGCCAAAGAUGGAGAGUCCCGUGUUCGAUGGUCGACCUCGUCGGUUCCGAGAGGUAAGAGCUCUAACCCUUCUGAUUUUGCUCGGUUCCUGUCUGAUCUCCGAAAAGAGCGCAUUUCAAAGGUUUCUGAGUCGGGGAAAUCGGAGAAAACCCUACAACGUAGUUCUCUGGGUGGAACCCAACUUGCUGUGUCGAAAGGGGGGGACUGCAUGGAUGGUUUUAAGGUCCUUGAAAAAUGUCAACAGAGUAGAGCUCGUUUGGAUUCGAAUCCAAAGGCAAAUGAAGGAAUUGAGGAUGGUUCUACAGUUAUAGGAGAUUCCAAGGAUAAAGGUGAUCUCUGUGUGGAUUUGGGGAAAAAUAGCGGGAGUGGGUCGAAUUAUCUUAAUGUUGUACCAGGAAAAUGUAAUGAGAAAGCAAUUUUGGAUUCAAAGGCUAAUCCAAGUGAAAAGCGUUUGAAUGGUGUUAGGAUCUCCGCUGAAUGUAAGGGGGAUGUUAAGUUAAACUUAAAUUCAACUAGAUCAGCUAAAAACGAUGUGGAUGGUAAUUUACAGUCUUGUAACAAUAAUAAUUAUUUAUAUUCAAAUAAGAGAGUUGCAAAUGAUAAGAAACCGAAUGGUCAUGGGGUUUCCGAUGAUUGUAAGGGGAAGGCGGAUUUAAAUUCAUAUUCAGAAGUUGCAACUGAAGAAUCUGCCGAUGGGCUUGCUGUUCUUGAAAAAUCUAAUGGCGCGGGUAAUCUCAACUCAAGUUGGAAAGGGCCCAGUGGAAAAGUUUCGGAUGAUUUCAAGGUUUUAGAAAAUUCAAAAGACAAGGACUCCACAGAAGAAAAAAGUGUUGUAACUGUUAAGAAGUACCCUAGCAAGCUUCACGAGAAGCUCGCCUUUCUAGAAAGCAAGGUUAAGAGAAUUGCAUCUGAUAUAAAGCGGACAAAGGAGAUGCUGGACUUGAACAAUCCAGAUGCAUCCAAGGUGAUACUGUCUGAUAUCCAGGAGAAAAUUUCAGGGGUUGAAAAGGCUAUGGGUCAUGUAAUGGAUGAUAACAACAAUAAUCCAGGUUCUGUGAAAGCUGUUGAAGCCGAUGCUCAAAAUAAACAAGUCAAUCAUUUGAAGCAUUCGGUUAAAGAUUUGAAUCCUGAGGAAUUAGAAGCCAGGCUCUUUCCUCAUCAUAAAUUGCUUAGAAACCGGACAUCAUUGAACACAACAUCAGGAAGCAGUCAAAAACAUCCACCACAUGAACCAGAAAAUGGUGCCAACUCAAAUCCAGAAGAAGGAUCGCUUAGCCCCAUUGAUGAGAACUCCAUUGCUAUGGAAUUUUUAGCUUCACUUGAUACCAACCAAUCCAAGGUCAUCCCACGGGAUGGGAAUGUUAACUUGGAGUUUUGUGAAAUCCAGGAAACAGAAGGUUCUACAAGUUCGACAGCGCAGGAAAUAACAAGUAGGUUGGUUGAUGGAAUGACCAAUGGUGAAAUGGAGCUCACUUCUGAUGAAAACUUUGAGGACUUUGAUGAUCAGGAGAAUAGACCAGUAAUGAUCAUCCAAGAGGACACUGAGGAUAUUUGCAUGGAGCAGUUACAUGAGAUAGGGAGCAAGAUCUCGACUGGUGGAUGGUUUGUUUCUGAGGGAGAGUCAGUUCUUCUUGCUCAUGAUGAUGGAUCAUGCUCCUUUUAUGAUAUCACAAACACUGAGGAGAAGUCUGAAUACAAGCCUCCUGCUGGAGUCUCACCCAACAUAUGGGGAGACUGUUGGUUGAUCCGUGCUCCUGGUGCAGAUGGUUGCUCAGGAAAAUAUGUUGUUGCUGCAUCAGCUGGAAAUGCCUUGGAUUCAGGUUUUUGUUCAUGGGACUUCUAUACCAAAGAUGUUCGAGCUUUUCAUAUUGAGGAUGGAACAAUGACAUCUUCUUCAAGAACAGUACUUGGUCCCUUACCCAAUAAUGGUGUGUACAGAAGAAAUGCUUUAUCUGCAGUCCUGGCCACUGAAAACCAACAAUGGUGGUAUAAGCCAUGUGGACCACUCAUUGUCUCAACUGCCAGCUCUCAGAGGGUUGUCAAAAUCUAUGAUGUCCGUGAUGGAGAGCAAGUUAUGAAAUGGGAGGUACAGAGGCCAGUUUUAUCAAUGGAUUACUCAAGCCCGUUACAUUGGAGGAAUCGAGGGAAAGUGGUUCUGGCUGAAACAGAAGCCAUUAGUCUUUGGGAUGUGAGCUCUCUCAAUCCUCAGUCACUACUAACUAUUACUUCUUCUGGUCGGAAGAUCUCAGCACUUCAUGUCAAUAACACAGAUGCUGAAUUAGGUGGCGGGGUUCGUCAUAGAGUAAGUUCAUCAGAAGCAGAGGGAAAUGAUGGUGUAUUCUGUACACAGGAUACAAUUAAUGUGUUAGACUUUCGUCUUCCAUCUGGUGUGGGACUCAGGAUAUCUAAACUCGGUGUGAGUGUCCAGUCUGUCUUCUCUCGUGGGGAUACUGUCUUUCUUGGAUGUACCAAUUGGAGAUCAGUAGCGAAAGAGAUGCCCCGCCCACGAGUACAACAGUUCUCAUUGCGCAAAGGAAGGCUUGUCAGCACUUUUGUACUUCCAGAACUCAAUGCUCACUCCCACUACUCAGCCAUAACACAAGUGUGGGGGAAUUCAAACUUUGUGAUGGGUGUAUGUUCCUUGGGGCUCUAUGUGUUUGAUGCCUUAAAGGAUGAUGGAAUGCAACCACUCACUGUCAGUCAUGAGAAUACUCAAAAAGUUAAAGACAUCAUUGGCCCAGAUGACUUGUACUCUCCUUCAUUUGAUUACAUGACAUCUCGGGUGCUCCUUAUAUCAAGAGAUCGCCCUGCACUUUGGAGGCACUUGUCAUAGUUAUAGUGUCAUGCUUGGAUACCACUUUGAUAUCCUUUUAGUGCUGUUUACAUUUUAUUACCUCUUAUGUAAUACAUGAAAAAGAAUAUUGUUAGUUAUUUAAAUACAGCCCUUUGUUAUAUAAUGAAAUCAAUUCUCUUGAAUGUGAUAAUGAAA
Molecule: messenger RNA, 3360 nt
Organism: Nelumbo nucifera (sacred lotus)
Lineage: Eukaryota; Viridiplantae; Streptophyta; Magnoliopsida; Proteales; Nelumbonaceae
Product: Transducin/WD40 repeat-like superfamily protein
Molecular function (GO): protein binding
Source: RefSeq, a predicted model, not a curated record